AUGGCCCAUGCAAGCCCUCUUCCUGUCUCAUCAACGCCAACGGAAUCUUGCGAGGCCACUUCUCCCUAUCCCUUCAAGCCGUACAGUCUAACUUCCCUUGAUCAGACCAUCCCUUCUUCACAUCAUUAUACAUCGCUUCUGUUCUCCUUGCCUCCGGACCAUGUCCCCCAUGCUUUAAAUCGCCUCGAAGGCGCCGUUCUUCGUCUUAUUUCGCAUUACCCUUUCUUGACUGGGAAUGUGACCUCUUCUCUACCGUCCAACGCCAGUUCUACCCUUAAUAACAGCGAUAAUGCGUUUGAAGUCCAACCCGUCACGGCCUCGCUCAUGCAGCAUAUUCCCAUGCUCCAAACACAACAUCAUUCGGCAACCAGCACUUUCCCGCCAUCUAACCACGCCAACCAUACUUUCCUACCGUUUCCUCAAUUUUCGCUUCCGACUGAGCCGUCUCCUUCACUUCGAUGCAAAGCCAAUGUCGUCGGCACCAAGCUCAUGCUUGUCUUCGGCUGGGACACGCGCGUCAUGGACCCCGGUGCAGUCUUUGCAGUUGUGCGGGCGCUGGCAGAAUUUUGUCGCGACCCGAUGGCAGCGAGAGAGGAACUGCCUGUGUCCGACCCAUGGUCAGAAGCACAAGGACAGGGGAAAAGGGCGUGCGAUGAUGUGUUCAGCGGUCUUGGACUUUCCUCAGCCGUGCACAUUCGUCAGGGGAGUACAGGCCCGCGAACCUGGAUGGGUAUGACGCCGAUCGAGCAGGUCUCGUCGAUGUCAGAGACUCGCACGGCGCGGUUGAACGGAGACAAGAUCGCGAUGCUCACUGACGCGUGUAAUUUGCUUGUUCGGCGGGUCGGGGGUGGUGCUCUUCCUGGGCGGCUAUAUCAGGAGGAUGUGGUCUCCGCCGUGCUGGGGGUGGUUGGAUCGAGAGCCAGGGGGCAUCGUGACGAUUCUUACUCUAGAUCUGAGACGGCCUAUGCCGAUGAGGAUGAAGGAACAAUCUCCGUGGCCACCGAUUUGCGACAUCUCUCUCCGCUGCCGAGCUCGACGACAUACAUGGGGAAUGCGACCGUGUCGAUCCCUGUUCCUACUCGGCCGAAUAACCUUCCCGUGCUUGUAGGUUCACAAAUGAGGUCCCUUCUGCCGGAUAUCUCGCCGCGGGAUCUCUAUCGAAUCUGCAAUGUGGCUGUUUCUCUUCGCGGGGGGAUUAGUGCGUUAGACAAGGGCAGGGAGUUAAACACGAGUUUGAAUACAAACGAGAAAGCUGGCACGGGAAAUAGCAUGCAAAUCCACUCUCUGCGACCGUUGGACUUUUACAUGGAUUUUGGACCAUUGGGACGGGUGCGUGAUGUCAAAGCUCCCGGUUCUAGGGAGAAUGGGACAUGCUGGAUUCUUCCUGAGCAUGAAACUGGCGGCUGGGAUGUGGCGGUUACGGUAGAGCAAAAAGCCAUGGAGAAGCUGAGCGCAGAUAGAUUAGUGAGGUGGGUUGUUGGUGGGGGCUUUUGA
Molecule: messenger RNA, 1494 nt
Organism: Aspergillus affinis
Lineage: Eukaryota; Fungi; Ascomycota; Eurotiomycetes; Eurotiales; Aspergillaceae
Exons: 1
Coding region: 1-1494 (497 amino acids)
Source: RefSeq, a predicted model, not a curated record